AGACGGUCAUCAUUGGCACACUGACACACUCCCGCUGCCACUUUCACUGCCACACUCUCUCCUCCUCCUCCGGUUCUCCCGUACCUCGUUUCCCUCACUCUCUCGCCUUCUCUCCUCUCCAACGCCCAGCCCGGCUCUGGACUUUUUCCCUUGUCCCCACCGUCUUUCGUCCUCCACCCUGAAGAUUUGUCCCUGAUCGUCAACUCCCAUCUUCGCCCCAAACCCCCCUGCUUCUCCAGCUCGUUCGCGCGCUGCUUCCUCUCCCGCGCGCUCUCUCCAUUUCGAUGCUGUAUACCCGUCCACUCGUUUAAACUCUCCAUGAUCUUCUCCCACUGGCUAGCCACCCUGGUGGGUGGCUCCCUCGCUGUCCAUGGCGCUCUCGGUGCCAUCACCCUUAAUGUCGAUGAUGAAAACUCCCUCAAAACGGCGGCCAAGACGGUCGCCUCCGACAUGAUCGAUUACUACAAUGCUCGAGAUUCCAAAGAUAUUCCCGGAAAGUUUGACGGCACUUGGUGGGAAGGUGGUUCGAUGUUCAUGGUUCUUAUUCAGUACUGGUGGUUGACUGGCGAUUCACAAUUCAACGCCGCCAUCCAGGAGGGCAUGUACUGGCAGAAGGGCGACGACGAUUUCUUCCCAUCCAACUACAGUCAGUAUUUGGGUAAUGACGAUCAGGUUUUCUGGGGUCUCGCCGCUAUCACCGCGGCCGAGCUCAACUUCCCCGAACAAACCAACCAGCCAUCCUGGGUGUCUCUCGCCCAGGGUGUCUUCAACACCCAGGUCCCGCGUUGGGAUACCAGCAGCUGCCACGGCGGUAUGCGCUGGCAGAUCUGGCCCUACCAAAGUGGUUACACUACUAAGAACGCUAUCUCCAACGGUGGUCUUUUCCAACUGGCUGCCCGCCUCGCGCUCUACACCAAGAAUGCUACAUACGCCGAAUGGGCCGAGCGCAUCUGGGAUUGGAGUGCCACCACUCCGCUUCUGAAGCAGAAGAACUGGAACAUUGCCGAUUCCACCACCUGCGAAACCCAGUGUACCGACCACGGUGAUUGGCAAUGGACCUACAACUACGCUACCUAUAUCAGUGGUGCUGGUUACAUGUACAACUAUACCAACGGAACUGCCUCCAAGUGGAAGGAGGGCAUUGACGGCUUGAUCGGUACCUCCAGUCAGUUCUAUCCCACCCAGGGCUACAAUGGCGCCGCUGGCAACGUCCUGGUGGAGAUCACCUGCGAACCGAUCGAGAAAUGUGAUCGCAACCAAAUCACUUUCAAGGCGUACUUCUCCAGUUGGCUGGCCUUCCUGACUACGAUCGUGCCCGGAUCCUCGGAUACCAUUCUGCCCAAACUAAAGACUUCGGCGCAGGCCGCGAUCAAGACUUGCACGGCGGGUACAGGUGGUAACCUCUGCGGUACCAAAUGGUAUGCGCAGGCCGCUGACGGCUCCACUGGUCUGGAGCAGCAGAUGGCGGUGCUGGGAGUACUCAAUGCCAACCUCGUUCCCUUCAAGGGCGGGGCGCCCCUCACCUCGGAGACUGGUGGUACCUCGAAGAGUAAUCCCAAUGCUGGUACCAACAGCUCGAACCAGCAGGUGCCUGUCCUGAACAACAUUACCACGGGUGACCGCGCGGGUGCUGGAAUCCUCACCGUCAUCUUCGUGACUGGAUGGGCGGUUGCCGUCACCUGGAUGAUCCGGGGUGGUUAGACUUGUGUUUUUUUUCAAUUUCUGUUCGGUGUUCUCCCAAUGGCCCCCCAGUGGGGGUUGCCUUUCUGUUCUUAUAUAUUCCCUUGACUUGGCCAUGUCUGUACUUCUCUUUGCUCGGCUUCUGACUUUCCUUCUCUGUAUCUAUCUGGGCCUUUUCUUUCCCAUUUUCUAUGUUUUUUUUUUCGUCCUCGUCUCUGCUGCUUGACCAGAGUCUAUCUUUGGCAGCGGUAUGUACGUGGUUGGGUGCUACGGCGUUUGGAGACACACUGCGAUUUGGGACGUCUUUACUACAUCAUCUUGCCCAUUGCUUUGACAUGGAAACCAAUGGAUUUCAAAAUUUCUCGGGUUAACGAGGAUCGACACUGCCGUUCGCUUGUUCUUUUUUGUAUAUUCUGUGGGGCGCCUAAGGCUGUGCUGAUGUAGGUGCAUGCUUAGUUGAAAUAUUACGCCAUCUUAAUAA
Molecule: messenger RNA, 2161 nt
Organism: Penicillium subrubescens
Lineage: Eukaryota; Fungi; Ascomycota; Eurotiomycetes; Eurotiales; Aspergillaceae
Product: glycoside hydrolase family 76 protein
Exons: 3
Coding region: 319-1701 (460 amino acids)
Biological process (GO): fungal-type cell wall biogenesis; carbohydrate catabolic process
Molecular function (GO): mannan endo-1,6-alpha-mannosidase activity
Source: RefSeq, a predicted model, not a curated record